AGGGGGCUGGCAAAAUUUUUUUAUAUUACAGACAAAUAUACUAUGGAUUUUAGCAUAAAAGAAUAGUUUUCUUCACUAUUUGAUGGUGGAAUCCAGCAACCUUUGAAGCCAUGCAUCCUGAGGGAACUGCAAGAAGAGCUUCGUGGCCUUGUGUUUGUGACAAAUCCUACCCAUUCACCUGGCUGUUUGUGGUUCCUUUAGCUGCCUACACUGUUUGGCAAGCUCUUUAUUUUCUUUUUGUCAAUGUCCUAUGUCUUCAGAUGCUAUUAAGAGAUCCCGAAGUAAUGACUUCUUACAGGGAGCUCUCCAAGAAAGCACAGAUAGGCCAACAAUAUAUGGUGGCUUUUAAGUGGUUCGCUCGGAGAUCAAAACCGCAUGUGGAUGUGCACUGGAUUCCAAGCCAUAUUCACCGUGGCAACGAUGGCACUCUUAGUUCCUAUCUUCAUGUCAUAUAGAUUACACGUGAUUUUCCAAAUACUCAAGGUCUCUGCCUCUGUAUAGAACGGCGGAAGCUUCCUGUUAGAGGUGAUGCCUAGACAGGUGAUUCAGAAGGAGAAAAGAAAUCCGGAAUGCAGCCAGAGGGACAAUUCAACAAGAUCAAAUGUCAAAUGUAAUGGAAAUUUUGCUGAAGAUCAACAAUUCUUCUGUGACACAAGCGUCAUGACUCAUAAAGGCUGCAUCAGUUGUUGUAAAAGUAAGGCUUUCAUACCAAACCAGUCGUUUUUGUUUAAUUGUAUGUUGUACACUACUACCAUGAAUUUUCAUGAAUUUUUUUGAAUCAGAUUAAGACUCGGAUGAUUGUGUAUAUUGAACCAGUUGCUUAAUCAAAGGCAUCCAUUGCA
This is a messenger RNA of Rubroshorea leprosula, 842 nucleotides long. The record is from the annotation of a GenBank genome assembly. NCBI's taxonomy places the organism in Eukaryota, Viridiplantae, Streptophyta, Magnoliopsida, Malvales, Dipterocarpaceae.